Molecule: messenger RNA, 14532 nt
Organism: Podarcis lilfordi (Lilford's wall lizard)
Lineage: Eukaryota; Metazoa; Chordata; Lepidosauria; Squamata; Lacertidae
Source: the annotation of a GenBank genome assembly
AUGGCCAGUUUCCUCCAGCUCCUGCUGGCCUGGUUGGGAGGCUGCGGCUGUGCAGGCCGCCUCAUGCCGCCCAGCCAGGGUGCCAGAGCCGGGUCCCUGCGGGGGAACAUGUCUCAGCGCUGGGAGCGCCCGCUGAUGAGGUCCCGUCGCAGCUGGGUCUGGAACCAGUUCUUCGUCAUUGAGGAGUACGCCGGACCGGAGCCCGUCCUCAUUGGGAGGGUGAGCUGCAGGACAGCUGGGCCCCACGCUGGCCGGCGUGGAGGGCUGACGAGAGGCAGCCUGGACCUAUGGGGUGCAACCCUACCUUUUGCAAAGGGAUAGAUCCUAAUUGUUGGGCCCACCAGACCUUGCGACAUGGUUUGCAAGGCCGGUUCAACCAGGCUGCCUGCCCUACAUCAUUUAUGUGUGGGGCAGGUAAGAGUGAGACUCAGCCCAAAGGAUGUUUCCUGGCCACAGCGGAUCAGCUGACUGGAAGUGCCUGCAAUGCCGCUUUCAAAGUGCCGGGCGAGGGAGACAGUGUGGAGUAGUGGUUAGAGCGCUGGACCUGGGUUCAAAUUCCUGUUCAGCCAUGAAGUCCACUUUGGGCCAGUCGCUAUCUCUCUGCCUAAUCCAUCCCACAGGGUUAUUGUGGGGGUGGGGGGGUGGAGAGGGGGAGACGUAUGGGUGCUACCUUGAGGUCUUUGGAGAAAAGGUGGGAAUGCAAUAAGAUUUCCCGCAGCGCUAUUUCCGGCAGUGCUUUGAACUUCUGACAGAGACUUGUGGCCACGAAUGAGGAAUCUGCGGCCCUGCAGAUUUUGCUAGGACCCAGAUCCCAUCAGCCCCAGGCAGCAUGUCCAAUGAUCAGGGAUGAUGGGAUCUGGAGUCGCAGGCAACCUUUGGAGGGCCACAGGUCCCCCACUCCUCCUGCCUAAACCUCCUGAGGUUUUAUUCUGAAUUGAUUUUAGAAUGUAUUUCAAUUAAUUGAUCAUGAUUUUAUGUAAACUGUGUUACUUUUACUGUUAGCUGCUCUGAGCCGGCUUUGGCUGGGGAGGGCGGGAUAUAAAUAAAUUUAUUAUUAUUAUUAUUAUUAUUAUUAUUAUUAUUAUUAUUAUUCCUCCUUUCAGGCUCCUGCCUCAGCCCUUCUCCUCUCUCCCUCAUUCCUGGACCCUCCUUCCCUAGGCCCUAAUAGCCCACCCCAAUAUUGCGGAGUUUUGCGCUUAGAAGCAAGCUCUCAGGCCUUUUUUUUCAGAAUUCUCAUCUGCACAAUAGCUUCCUGGAACGGACUCAGGGAAAAUGAUGUCUAAAAAAAACAAAAAACACACACACAAAAUUUUCCCCAGACAACCAGACUGAAAGCCAUUUAUUGCACACAGGAUGCAGAAACAAUAUAAUAUUCAUUUCUGACUGGCUUUCAGUCAAGAUGUCCCUGGCUCGAAUGGCACCUGAGCUGUGAACUAAUUUAGACACGCUGCAUUUAUCAGCCUCAAAGCGCAGUACAGUAAUAAAUGAGCAAGUUGGUCAGCGGAGGGGAUGGGAGCUGGCGCAAGGCAAGAUUCUCGCACCUGAAGAUGUGGGCGCACAAGAUAUAUUGUUCCUUGAACACUGGAUUAUUGUACAUGAAAAAGCAGUCUUGCUUGUUAAGCCACCUCUGCCCCAAAGUGUUAUGAUACCAUUUUAAACAGGCGUGGCUUCCCCCAAGGAAUUAUGGGAAUUGUAGGCGGUUACAGGUGCUACAAUUCCCAGAGUUCCCGGGAAGAGAGAUUGGUGGUUACGCCACUCUGGGAAAUGUAGCCUCGGGAGAGGAAUAAGAGGUCUUCCGAACAACUCUCAGCACACAGGAUUCUUUGGGGAAAGCCACGGCUGGUGUAAAGUUUUAUUAUAGCACUUUUAACAUAAGGUGUGAAAGUAGCUUUGGUAACCUUGGCCACCUGCCCAGCCCAUCACUUUGAUUGGAGCAAGUCAACCAAUGGUAGCCAGGGAAUGCUUGGCAUUAGGGCAGCUCAGCCAAUCACCGCCAGCGGUUUCAUUGCCGCUGCUUCACCAUCACCACCCAGUCCCUUACAUUAGGACAGCGUUCACCGCCCUGGUGCCCUUGGGAGGUUUUGGACUACAACUUCCAGCAGCCCACCUGUCAUGUAUGUUGAGAUCUAGUUGAGAUUACCCCGUUGCAGGGGGUUAGACUAGAUGACCCUCCGAGUCCCUUCCAGCGCUACAGUUCUGUGAUUAAUUCGGCUCCCAUUAGCCUCAGCUGCGUUUGGGGGCUGCGCUCCCAAACUCAUGGUUAGCAAAGGCUGUGUUAGGGUUAUAGAUUUAAAAAUAUUUUUUUUACCGAGUUCCAUGUCUUUACUCUCUUUUUCCUCUGACAGCUUCACACCGAUGUGGACCGGGGCGAGGGCCGCAUCAAGUACGUCUUGACCGGAGAGGGGGCCGGCACGGUCUUCGUGAUCGACGAGAAAACGGGCAACAUCCACGUCACCAAAACCUUGGACCGGGAGGAGAAAUCCCAGUAUACGUUGCUGGCCCAGGCUGUGGACCGGGCCUCUAACCGGCCUUUGGAGCCGCCGUCUGAGUUCAUCAUCAAAGUCCAAGACAUCAACGACAACCCACCGGUCUUCCUCCAUGGCCCUUACCACGCUACUGUGCCCGAAAUGAGCAACGUGGGUGAGUUCAGUGGCCUGGCUAGUGGCCCUUAGCUGACCCUUUGCAGAGUACCCUUUUUGAUAAGGUUUUAUUGGGCCUUUUCCUAAUGCAAUUUUUGAAAAAACAACCCGCCAAAUUUAAACAAAAACAGAAACGGAAAAAAGACGAAGGCGAAUGCAACAUCUUCUCUCACAGGUGGAUCUUAACCCUUGUCUCACACAGGAAGAGGUCGACCCUCCCAGCUCUUAGCUGGGACCUUUCCUUUCUUCUCCCUGUCUCCCACCCUGCUGCAGCUGGCACUCUUUGGGCUGGAAGGGCAGAAGGCAUGGAAAACGACAGGAGGCAGAGCCAAUCUUAAGGCCUCCUCCACGCCCUAAAGUGCUGUGGUGCUGCUUUAAGCAGUCAUGGCUUCCCCCAGAGAAUUCUGGGAGCUGUAGUUUGUUAAGAGUGCCGAGAGCUGUUAGGAGGCGCUUAUUCCCCGCAUGGAGCUACAGUUCCCAGAGUUCCCUGGGAAGAGGCCUUGAGAUCGGUAAAGCACUCUGGGAAGUGUUGCUUAUGGGGGAGAGAGUCUUCUAACGACUCUCCUGACUCUGAGCAAACCAAAGUUCCCAGAAUUCCUUGGGAGAAGCCAUGACUGGUAUCAUAACGCGGAGCAUAAGUCCUUUCUGAGUCCUACAAGGGGCAACACAGAGAAUAAGGAGGAAGAGGAAGCUCACAGGCGGGGUCCCCCUCUGGGCUGGACGUAAGAACAUGAACAGCUCAACACCACUGCGUGGUGAGCUUCCCACAGGUAUGGGGUUGGCCUUGUGUAAAUAUGGAAGACCAUACACUGUUGCCUCUUGCAUCUUCCUGCAUCUGGAACAUGUCCGUGUCUGGACCCCUCCUUUUAUUGUCUUCUUGCUUCCCCACACAAGAGAGAAGGGGAGCCAUGGGAUGGGAGAGGGCUGUUGCGCCCGAAUCUUGCUUGCAUGUUUCCCACAGACAUCUGGUUGGCCACUGUGAGAACAGGAUGUGGGCCUAGUCCAGCAAAGUAGUUCUUAUGUCCAUAUGAAGGAAUCUGGAGGAGGGAAGAGGAGCCAUCCAGAGUCUCAGCCCAAUUCCUCCCCUUCCUGUUUUUUCCGGGAGGGGGGCACAUUAUGGGGGGGAGAUUGCCCAUUUUGCUGGGUGCUCCAAUUCCUCCUUCUCCAGGCUCACAGAGAACACAGGCGAAGAGUUUGAGGUGAAAUUGCGGGAGCUAUUCUAGAUGCCCUCCUGAGCCACCCAAAUACCUUGGGUUGGCCCCGUGUGCUUUUAAGUGUGUGAAUGGCAUCCCCAGACGAUGAUUCAAAUCAGAACCAAACUUGAAGCCGGGUUGCACUCCUCACAUGACAUUAUCCGACCCCUGAGAUGCCAGAUUUCCUGCUACAUACCAUGCCCACCAAAGUCCUACAGGACCUGACCCUCCCUGAGGCUGGUAGCCAUUGAUAGCCCUCUUCUCCAUGAAUUGUCCAGUCCUCUUUUAAAGCCAUCUGAGUUGGUGGCCAUCAUUGCUUCCUGUGGGAGAGCGUUCCAUAGUUCAACACUGCACGAAGAAGUUCUUUCUUUUAUAUACAGUGGUACCUCGGGUUAAGUACUUAAUUCGUUCCGGGUCCGUUCUUAACCUGAAACUGUUCUUAACUUGAAGCACCACUUUAGCUAAUGGGGCCUCCCACUGCUGCCGCGCCACCGGAGCACGAUUUGUGUUCUCAUCCUGAAGCAAAGUUCUUAACCCAAGGUAAUAUUUCUGGGUUAGUGGAGUCUGUAACCUGAAGCGUAUGUAACCCGAGGUACCACUGUAUCCUGAAUCUUCCAUCAUUCAGCAUCCUUGGAAGUCCAUGAGUUCCCAUGUUCCACUUCUCUUCCAAAUCAAAAGUCAGAAGUGCAUGUUGACUUUUCGUAUGUUAAGUGGACGAACUGCCCAGCCUCAGAUAAAUCUACCCCCUCUGUGUUUCUGCAGGAGUUGUUGAUCUCAGAAUGCCUCCUAACUGGAGGCAGACGAGGCCUGCAACUCACAAAGGGAGGUAAAGCCUGUAGCCCAGGCUUCCUCAAACUUGCCCUCCAGAUGUUUUGAGACUACAAUUCCCAUCAUCCCUGACCACUGGUCCUGCUAGCUAGGGAUCAUGGGAGUUGUAGGCCAAAAACAUCUGGAGGGCCGCGUGUGAGGAAGCCUGGUGUAGCGUCUUCUCAGGGCAGGCAAAUCCACUAUGGCUGCGUACACUCUGUUCCUUUAAAGCACAUCUGAAGGACAUUGUUUCCCCCAAAGAAUUAUGGGCACUGUAGUUUCUUAAGGGUUGCUGGGAACUGUAGUUCUGUGAGGGAUGAGCUGCGGCUCCCAGAAUUCUCUGAGGGGAAAGAAUGGGCUUUGAAGGCAAAGUGUGUGCACGGCCUGUGCCUCUUUAUUGGGCCUGAUUGAACGCUCGAGUCACACCCCAUGCUGGCUCACAGCCGAAAUUACCUAUUCCCCUGCGGAGGCUGAGUAGAAUGAGACACGGCCAGGGUGGUGAAUCAUACAGAGGCACAGCAGGGAGCCUCCCUUUAUGGGGUGAGUACUUUGGGAGGAGGGUGGAGACAGGUACUUUUGAUGAUUUAAUAGUAACUUUUCAGGGUUGCGGGAUUGGGAACGACAGCAACCACGCUGCAACCUGCCAGAGCUUUGCGUCUGCAAGCAGGACUCUUGUGAAGAGGCUUGGAGGAGUUCUCAUCUAGCAUUCCGUUUGGAGAUGCUGCUUUUUUUAUAUUGUUAUUUUGGCAUUUUACAGUUUGCUCUUAAUGGAGAAUACAUGUUGGAUUUUUAUGGCUGUUUUAAGAUGCUGUUUGCCUCCCUGGGGGCUCUUUUGAGCAAUGUUUAAAACGUAAGCCUGGCAGGUAGUGCAGGUGGUCUUCCUUAUUUUUAUAUUUUUUAAAAACUUAUUUAUGGUACCUAAGAUGGCUUAUAGUGUUUUUCUGGUGAAUUCUCAACUGUGCCGGGUUCCUGCUUUUCAAACGCCUUACGACUUUGCUCUUUUUGACGGGCCUUCAACAAAAUAGCAGCACUAUGGCCAAGACGGAAACUACGUCUCUGUGCCAACAAGACCCUUCUUGAACUCUGACCUGCGGACUCUUGCAACCAGCAUCCUCAAUAACCUGUGUGUGUUUGGUUUUUCUUUUUUCUGUUAAUCUGCCCCGUUUCUCCAGGUACGUCCGUGAUUCAGGUGACGGCCCACGAUGCGGACGACCCUGCCUACGGGAACAGUGCCAGGCUGGUCUAUACGGUACUCGAGGGGUUGCCAUUCUUCUCCGUCGACCCCCAGACGGGUACACAACGGGGAGGAGGGGGGCAGGUUUGGGGGUGGGAGGGCGAUGGUGCCAGUGUCGCCCCAUUGCGAAGGGAAGAAUGCAGCAAGAGGCCAUUGUUGUGCGCUCUUGGGGACUGGGGCAAGUGGGCGGAUUUGUGAUUUGCCGUGGAAUGGCAGAUUGGCUUGGAAUCACAGAGAUGGUCAUCAAAGCUGAUGGUGGAGAAAGCUUCUUCAGCGGGGAGUGCGACACUCCCUUCCUUGCAUUUUGGAACAACUGGUUAUUAAUAGGCCACCCUUUCUCAACUGGGCAUCCUCCAGAUGUUUUGAACUGCACAACUAUGCCCUCCAUAUUUGGAGGGUGCUAGGUAGGGAAAGGCUGCAAUAGGCCAAGUUUUAACGUUUAGGAAUGAUAGAGCCCCUUACAGAUGUUCUUUUUAUUGGGCGUUUGUUAUUUCAAUACAGUGUGCACCUGCAAAUAUUUUGGGUUGACGCCCUGCCUCGCUUCCAACCAGCGCGUGCCCUGUAACGUCCUGCCGAAAUCCUGUAGCUUUACAUACCACCAAUGCCCUAUUAGUGGGUUUGUUUUUUUACUUCCUUUUGUCGUGUUGCUGCACAGGAGCUCCCCUCCAGAAAGAAAUAACGUGGUUAACAUUGGGGAAGCAUCGCAAAAUAACAUAGGAUGAUGUGGUGACAGUCCACUAUAAAUCCUUACUGAGGCACUAUUAUUGCAUCAGUGGCGCGUUGCAGAGCACACCUGCAACACGGCCCCCUCUCCAAAAUCUGGAAGGGCUCGUAGACAGGCCCUCAAAUCCAAGCCUAUGCAAGUGUGUGUGUGUGUGUGUGUGUGUGUGUGUGUGUGUGUGCCAUAAAGGUAAAGGUACCCCUGACCAUUAGGUCCAGUCGCGGACGACUCUGGGGUUGUGCACUCAUCUCGCUCUAUAGGCCGAGGGAGCCGGCGUUUGUCCGCAGACAGCUUCCGGGUCAUGUGGCCAGCAUGACUAAGCCGCUUCUGGCGAACCAGAGCAGCACACGGAAAUGCCAUUUACCUUCCCGCCGGAGUGGUACCUAUUUAUCUACUUGCACUUGACGUGCUUUCAAACUACUAGGUGGGCAGGAGCAGGGACCAAGCAAUGGGAGCUCACCCCGACAUAGGGAUUUGAACCGCCGACCUUCUGAUCGGCAAGCCCUAGGCUCUGUGGUUUAGACCACAGUGCCACCCGCGUCCCAACUAGUGUGCCAUAGGGGAGGUUUAAAGGUGCUGUCAUGCAGCCUCUGAGUUGCCGCCUUCUUCUCUGCAAGUCUAUCCAAUCACCAGUGACUCAUCCCAUCAACCUCCACCUGUUUGUCCAGCUUCAUGGUCACGUGAACAACAACCUCUGAAUCUGUUGAGUCGGCCACCUGUCUUUACAUUCAUCCAGAUCAUAGUGCCUCUACCCAGUGACUCUGACCAGCCCUGCUUGGCUUCACCUGUCACUUCCUGAAGUGUAGGUGUUGUGGCCCUGGGUGCCCAUGAUAUCCGCUCUGUGUGAUCUGCCUUGGGGCUGCAAUCAGGCAUUUCAGCUCAGCAGUGAUUUCAGCUUGUGGAAGCUAGCCAGGGUUGCAUACCUAGCCUAGCAUCCCAUCCUUGUCUCCAGUGAAGUCUAGGCGGGUUCCCACGAGGCAAGACACAGUGAUAACAGCAAGAACCUUUAUUGAACUACAUUGCUGGGAAACAGAGGCAAAGCAACUGCCUAUAUACAUUUCUGAAAACCUGGGCCACUCCCACUCCCAACGUGAUUGGCUGUCUAAACUUCCAAACUGCGAAUCACGACUCAAGAGUUGAAUAGCCAAUGGCAGAGGCCCAAAUCCUGUAAUGUUCUGCGAUUGGACAACAUGUAUUGAAUCAGAACACGGGAGCUCAGAAUCCUUAGUCCAGACUCAAGCUCAGGCAAACACAGACCACUGAAUACAUAACACUUCCUUCCCUUUAGGUGGAGCUAAUUGAGAGGAUGGAAGGGAAAUUUGCAGGGUGGGAAUCUAUCAUCUGUCUGUCUGUCUGUCUGUCUGUCUGUCUGUCUAUCUAUCUAUCUAUCUAUCUAUCUAUCUAUCUAUCUAUCCUGGUCCUUCACCCACUGCUCCUUUUGCCACUCUCUCUCUCUGAUACUUCUCCUCCUUCCUCCUGCAUUUUAGGUGUGAUCCGGACAGCGACCCCCAACAUGGACCGGGAAACCCAGCAAGAAUUCCUUGUUGUGGUUCAGGCCAAGGACAUGGGGGGCCAUGCCGGGGGUCUCUCAGGAAGCACGACCGUCACUGUCACGCUGAGCGACGUCAACGAUAACCCGCCUCGCUUCCCUCAGAGUAAGUUGGGAAGGGGUAGUCAGCAUCAGACCUUGGUUCUUUCUAUGGAUGCGACCACAUUUUCAUAUGCAGGGCAGAAAGGCUGGUGUGGGGGAGGCUGUGGACAGGACAUGCCUGCCACUUUAUUGGGAGAACAGAGGAUUUUAGAGGUUGACCAGAAACUUCAGAUUUUAAUAAUAAUAAUAAUAAUAAUAAUAAUAAUAAUAAUAAUAAAUAAUAAUAUUUAUUUAUAUCCCACCCUCCCCAGUCGAAGCUGAGCUCAGGGUGGCUAACAACAAUAAAAUAAUACAACAUUCUAAAAUCAUUUCAUUAUAAAAUUAAUUCAAAUCAAAUUGAUGGCAACCAUUGGGCUAGAGUUCUGUGAAGAUUGCCAAAGGAGGGAGCCAGGCUGUGCCCUGGCCAAAGGCUUGGUGGAACAGCUCUGUCUUGCAGGCCCUGUGGAAAGAUGUCAAGUCCCGCAGGGCCCUAGUCUCUUGUGACAGAGCGUUCCACCAGAUCGGAGCCACAGCCAAAAAAGCCCUGGCUCUGGUUGAGGCCAGCCUAACCUCUCUAUGGCCUGGGACCUCCAAGAUGUUUUUGUUUGAAGACCGUAAGUUCCUCUGUGGGACAUACCAGGAGAGGCGGUCCCAUUGGUACAAGGGUCCUAGGCCAUAUAGGGCUUUAAAGGUUUAAACCAGCACCUUAAACCUGAUCCUGUACUCCACCGGGAGCCAGUGCAGCUGGUAUAGCACCGGGUGAAUGUGAUCUCGCAGCAAGGACCCCGUAAGGAGUCCUGCUGCGGCAUUCUGCACCCCCUGGAGAAAGAAGACAGCUGGGAUUGGACCUGAGUUUGGAAAGUAAAGCAAAGGAAAACCCACAAAAGAAAGCAACAAUUCUGAGCUCCCUAGCCACUUUUGCUACUCGUUUCCAUGUUAGUUUGCUAAAUUUGAGCCGCCAGAUAGCUCAGAACUAAGGUCUUGCUAAUCGAAAACAUUGGAUCUGAGCUGUCUACAGGAAAUUUGUCUUGGUUGGUUCUUAACUUUGUUAAGGAGAGGCAAGAUGUUCCUGGGACAGGUUUUGCAAUCUAAUUGGAUGUUUUGUUUACGGUUUAGCCUCGGAGCCUAGCAUAUUAAACGUUUUUUAAUGUAACCACACACAAAACUGCAAAGCGCAUCACAAGGAAGCCUGCGACAACCUCAGACGUUACGUUAUCCUUGACGCUAACAAUUGUUGAAAAAUAUGUAACAGGCGAACAAAUACUGUAAAUGUUUUAAGAGCGUGAUUAUGAAUUAAUGCAGGAUGUUGCAACGUCUUCCUUUCAUAUUCAUGAUGUGUGAAGUCGUAGGGGAGAAGGAAGAUCAGGAAAGGAGACUACGUUUCUUGAAUAAUGAAAUCCAGCCGGUCUGUUCAUGGUAGUCCACUCACCCUUUCCCGCUUCUCACGUAGUCCCAGUUUAGUGGGGCAGAGGACUGAGUGGGGCUGCUUGGAGCACAGCAGGGGUGCUCACACUGUACCUUUAAAGCACAUUCGAAGCACAUUCCCCUCAAAGAAUUCUGGGUGCUGUAGUUUGUCAAGGGCUGCUGGGAAGUGUGACUCAGUGAGGGGUAAACUACACUGCCCAUAAUUCUUUGAGGGGGGGAACGUGCUUCGAAUGUGCUUUCAGGGUACAGUGUGUGCUUAACACAGUCUGAAUCAGUGGCUGCCACUUUGUAGUGUGUAGACGGGGUGGGUGGGGGGUUAAAAUGACUCAAGUCAGAGGCGGCACAUUGAAGCAAUGAAUUCAAGUGACAGGAAAGGACAUUCCGACUCAACAUCAGGAAGUGCUUUCUGUCAAUAAGAGCUGUUUGACAGCGGAACGGUCUCCCUCGGGAGGUUGCGGACUCUCCUUCCUUGGAGAUUUUCAAGCACAGGUUGGAUGGCAAUAAUAAUAAUAAUAAUAAUAAUAAUAAUAAUAAUAAUUUAUUAUUUGUACCCCACCCAUCUGGCUGGGUUUCCCCAGCCACUCUGGGCGUCUUCCAACCAAAUAUUAAAAACAAUACAGCGUCAGACAUUAAAAACUUCCCUAAACAGGGCCACCUUCAGUUGUCUUUUAAAAGUAAAAUAGUUGUUUAUUGCCUUGACAUCUGCUGGGAGGGCGUUCUACAGGGUGGGCGCCACCACCGAGAAGGCCCUCUGCCUGGUUCCCUGUAACCUCACUUCUCGCAGCGAGGGAACCACCAGAAGGCCCUCGGCGCUGGACCUCAGUGUCCGGGCUGGAUGAUGGGGGUGGAGACACUCCUUCAGGUUUACAGGACCGUCUGUCUGUCAUGGAUGCUUUAGCUGAGAUUCCUGCAUUGCAGGGGGUUGGACUAGAUGGCCCCUGGGGGUCCCUACAAUUCUAUGAUUCCAUGACUCUAUGAUUUGGUAGCCUUCAACAGAGAAUUGCUGUGUACACACCGUGCAUUUAAAGCACACACAUACACAAAAAAAAUCCUGGGAACUGUAGUUUAAGGGUGCUGGUAAAUGCAGCUCUGUGGGAAGUAAAUUACAGUUACCAGGAUCCUCUGAGGCAGGGAGAGAUGUGCUUUCAAUGUGGGCUGUGUACACAGUCUACUUCUGCUAGUGCAAGGAUUUCUGCUCAUGCAGCAGAAAUCCCCCUCUGUCUCCUGUCCCCACAUUCACGCUGAAAGGUAUGGGCAGCCCUUAGGAUAUAGGGUGUUGGAGAUGCAAAGAGGUUGAGGGAACGUUCUUUCACAUGUGGUGGACUUGUAAAAGGGUAAAAGAGUAUUGGGAAAUGAUCCAUAAUGAAUAGAAAAAAAUGUUUAAAAGUACUUUUCCAAAACACACACACACCAGAGUCUUCCUUUUCUUUGGGGAUAAUUCAGACUGAGAUUCCCAGGUGUCAAAAAAGGUUAUUUAUGCAUGCUACCACUGCGGCCCGUGUUUCGUUAGCCCAAAAAUGGAAAACGAGUGAGUUCCCAGCUAAAGAAGAGUGGCAACUUAAGCUGACAGAAUAUGUUCAGCUUGCAGACUUAACAUAUAGAAUAAGAGAACAAGAAGAACAUACAUUUAGAGAAGAUUGGAAAAUGUUUAUUGAAUAUAUGGGGGCAAAUUGUGGACACUUGAAAACUUUGGUAGCAUUAAGAUAAAUUCAACUGUGUGAGUAAGUUUUGACGGAUGUAAUAAUGGGAUACUGAAUGCUUUAAGUUUCCGUAAAAUAGGCAGGGAUUUAUAUGCAAAAUGAACCGUGGAAAGAGAAGAAGGGAAGUCAUUGAUGUUUUAAGGAUGUUUAAAUGAGCAUUUUAAACUGUAAAACAGAAAAUUUAAUAAUAGAUAGAUAGACAGAUAGAUAGAUAGAUUUAGGGGGACAUAGAGGGAGAGGAGUGGGGAGGUUCUGCUGGUUAGCCAAAAGUCCUUGCUUUGUUGGCUGCCGCCCAUUCUCUUCCAUACACACGCCUGUUUCCCUGCACUUCCUUCCCAUCCCCCAGGCUCCUACCAGUUUUCCGUGGUAGAGACUGCACCUCCCGGCUCUGCCGUGGGGCGGUUGCGAGCGCACGACCCCGACGAAGGGGAGAAUGCUCUGCUGGCCUACAGCAUUCUGGACGGAGGAGACGGGGCCGAAGCCUUCGCUAUCCACACCGAUGCGCUGGGGCAGGACGGGAUCAUCACAGUGAAAAAGGUUGGUGGAGGCGCCCCCAUUCUGGGGGUACCUUGAAAUUAGGGGGGCUCUGAUCCUCCUUCCUUCCUCCCAGGGACCACCCCCUCCAUUUGCCCCGCAGGCAGCAGAAGAUGGGAGCUGUGGGUUCUGAAGGAUUCAACAAGUUCAUGAAGGGGAAGACCACUGAUGAUGAGGAUGAGGAUUUUAUUUAUUGAAUUUAUAUACCACCCUAUUCCCAGAGGUUUCAGGGCAGUUCACAGAAAAGAUCCCAAUAUAUAAAAUCAAAAUAAGAACAAUAACACCCGCCCCCUAAAAGAGCCACAUUUUAUAUUAUGUCAAUCAGGUCAACCAAAGGCCUUGUUAGAAAGGAACGUUUUUGCCUGGCACCUAAAGGUGUAUAAUGAAGGCGCCAGGCGAAUUUCGCUGGGGAGAGCAUUCCACAGAUGGGGAGCCACUGCAGAGAAGGCCCUGUUCUCGUGUUGCCACCCUCCGGACCUCUCGAGGAGGAGGCACACGGGCCUCAGAAGAUGAUCUCAGGGUCUGGGUAGGUUCAUAUGGUCUUUGAGGUAUUGCAGUCCUGAGCCAGCAGACCAUUUUUAUGUUCUGAUGUCCUUUAAAGCAGUGGAAUAAGUCCUAAUGUCCCAGCAAAUGUGGUCACCAAAAGGAUGCUCAGGAAAGUGGGAUUGAUGAGACCUGGAACUGGCUAAACUGCCAGCCUGGACUGAGCGAUACUGAAUACUCAGUAGACGAUGACUGACAGAGGCUUCCAGCCUUGCACCUUAGUUGUAGCUUCACGGCCUGCUUUUCUUAUUUCCCUGACUCACGCUAAGAAGUGACCCUGACUGUCACUAUUCCGCUUCCGCAAGCAUCCCCACUGCCGUCUUUUGACAUGGGUCUCCCCGUCCCAUAGAGCUCCCCUCCCUCUUUCCCUCCGGUUCCUCGCUCUAACUUGCCCAAACCCUCCCACAGCCCCUCGACUUCGAAUCGCGCCACUCGUACACCUUCCGCGUGGAAGCCACCAACACGCUCAUUGACCCCCAGUACAUCCGCAAAGGCCCCUUCAAGGACAUGGCCACCGUCCGCAUCACGGUGGAGGACGCCGACGAGCCCCCGGCCUUCUCCCGCUCCGACUACCACCUCGCCGUCUACGAGAACAGCCCCCCGGGGACCCUGUUGGGCAAGGUGACAGCUGUGGACCUCGACUCCCCCAGCAGCGCCAUCCGGUAACGGCAAGCGGGGGGCCGCAGGAGCAGGGGUGGGUUGGGGACUGUGCGGAUUAGCAUCUGCCUGCCUUGUGUGUGAAAGUUACAGUUGAUCCGUUUGUACCUGGUUGCCACGACAACCUGAUGCCCCAGGUUCCCCCCCAUCUUCUAGAUACUCCAUCCUGCCGCACACGGACCCCGAGCGCUAUUUCAGCAUCAACCCUCAGGACGGGACCAUUCUGACCUCUGUGCCUCUCGACCGGGAGCUCUUGCCCUGGCAUAACAUGACUGUGGUGGCAACAGAACUUGGUAAGGGACAGGUGGGUUUGGGGAGGGCCAGGUGGGUGGCUCUGGGAUGUGGCGGCAGGGCUUGGGGUAUUCAUUUGCGGGUCGGAUUUCCCCCCGUCGACAGAUACCGCAACCAAUGCUUUUAUUCCGCAGUGUGCAAUAUAUACGCCUAUUUCCCAAUGGGCAAAUAUUUACUCAUUGUCUCUCUUGCUCUUUUUCUCUCUCCGUGCAUCGUUUUGCAUGUGGCUGCCUGCUCGGGAUGCACUUCCUCCUUUGCGACACCUGCCUCGCGCACUUUGCUCCUUUCUGCCAUCUUUGUCCCAUGUGGCUCCUUGCUUGUCGUGAUCACCGCGCACGUCUGAUGUGGCGGCGACACAUUCCUCUGCGUGCCAAUUCUGUGGCCUGCACACCUCACUGUGGCUCUGUUUUUGCAUGGUUGUAUACGCCGGGCGCAAUGUGGCUGCUUGAUCGCGUACAUCUCCCUACCCCCGUGUAAACGCGGCACACCAUGUGCUGGCCCCUCCCUCUCCUUGGAUCUUACGGGGCUGUGUGUGUGCGAUCUAAAAUGCUGUAUUCGCAUGGGUGCCAAUUUCUGUGUACCUGCCUUGUGUUCAUUUUGCACAACCUCCUAACUACCCCACCUUAUGGUCCGCCUGGCAUGCACUCCUGUGCCCCCUCUUUGCCUGCUGUAAUCUCUCUGAUCCUAUGGCUUCGUAUGCACACUUGUCACAUGGAACUGCCCUGGCCUGGGGCGGCUGAUCUGUACGGCUUUCCCCCUUUGCAACUUAAACAUUUUUCAAUUGGGGGGUCCUGGUGAAUUGUCCGUUGUGUGUCCCUCCGUGUCGCCUGCAUUCCAUUCCCGGCAUGUCCCACGUGGCUUUUCCUCGGCCGCCUCACGCUGUGUGUGGGCUGUGUGCUUCUCCCCAUCCCCCCGCUCUUGCCCCCAGACAGCCCCACACAGGCCUCCCACGUCCAAGUGGCCAUCCAGAUUCUGGACGUCAACGACAACCCGCCCCAGCUGGAGCACAGCUACGAGCCGUUUGUCUGUGACAAUGCUGCCCCCGGCCACGUAAGUGCUACCUGGGACCUGAUACGGGUAAUAACACCCACCGGUUUGGCUAUUAGGGUGGAGCUAGGCGGCACAUAUUGUUAUAGGAAUGUACUAGAUAAGAUUUAA